Molecule: messenger RNA, 717 nt
Organism: Symbiodinium necroappetens
Lineage: Eukaryota; Dinophyceae; Suessiales; Symbiodiniaceae
Source: the annotation of a GenBank genome assembly
GCGGCCUCCACGGAUCGUAGUUCAAGUUCUUACCAACAACACUUGCCAGGCUGGAUUGCACAAAGCGCUUCAACCGCAGAUCUGCCGCACACCCUGCGCUCCCUGUGGCGGUGUUUCGAUGGCAAGGUGUUUGCUGACGAUCGGGACAUCACGGUGGAGGAUGCGACCGCCGAGGAGACAUUCCCGGACGGCAAAGAUGCUGUGCCGGGAAUGUUCUCCGCGAGGUUCGAUGGCGGAGACAUAGAACACAAGUUUCGGCGUGUUCACAAGAUCCUUCAGGCGCACAACUUCCCGGUCUUGAUGGUCGACGCCGGCAUUGGUGACAACUUCGGCAAACUAACACAAAACUAUUUGAACAAGAUUGAGAAAGAAAAAGGUGUCUUGAUUUGUGUUUGCACAGCUCAUUAUGCCGAGAAGACCAGCUCGCCAUUCUCCUCUUUUCAAGAGUUACAGUUCGCGCUAGACUACAGUCUGGAUGUUCUCCCGCUGAAAGUGGCAGACGUCUACCCCCCGAAACCGCCUGGCGGUCCAAAGCACCCGCACGACCAGGAUUGCGAAGCAGAGGCCUUGAUUAAGAUGAUCUUCAGACCCAACCUCGCCUACAAAGACUGCCGCAAGCUGGAUGAGAUGGAAAUUGCCCGGCUGAUCGCAGACAAGUUGCUAAAGAAGAAGCAAGUCUCGGGACACGGAGGAGAAGGAGGAUACAUUCAGCGCUGA